CCAACAUGUACCUGCCUACCAACAUUGUAGGUACUAUGUAAUUCAUAGGUAGUUCAGAUACACAAAAUAUCUAUUCCUUACUCCAUCCAUCUCAGAUACCCAUCCUGGUUAUUCAUCUAUCUUCCACUUCUUGUCAACAUCUUGACCAAUCCUUAUAUAAUUUGUCGCGAUCAAAAUCUGCCCCAAGCGUUCCGUCUAGCAUAUCAAUGAUCUUCCAUGUCAGCGCCAAGUUCCCCUCUUCGAGAGUCUAACGGCGCAGCCCAAGCCGCCGCCGUAGCUCCUCCGCGCCUCUCCUCCACCACUGCGGCUACGUCAAAUCCCGAACUCGACCUCCAGAAACUCCAGUCGCUUCCCCCUGAGCAGCAAGACCUAUUCUUGUUAAACUUCGUCUCUUCUCUAAGCAAACAUGUUCAUGACUUGCCAGCCGACGACUGUACCGCACAGCAGUUCUAUCUCAAGAAAGAGGUUUUCCAAAUCAUCAACCUCUCUACGCCCUCUCCUAGCCGAGUAAUAAGAAUCAACCUUGGCAAGAUACUUGCACAUGUAUUCGGCCAUGGCGAUAGGAAGUUGCUUUUCGAUACUAUAAACGAGCUGGUCUCUAUAAUAUCUGGUGGGAAAUCUAAAACUGAAACCGAAAUUAGGACGAGGCAUGCUGCUGUUAGUUGCCUGGGCGAUAUAUAUGCUGCCGCCGGCGAUAGCGCCAUUGGCUUGCACCAAUUGGCAUGUGGCGCUCUAGUAAAAGUGCUCAAGUCGUCUCAGACGCAUGCUGGGUUGCGCGCCGCCGUCCUCGUUUCCCUGGCCAAAAUUGUCGGUAUGGUACAAACAAGCUUAGACGAGAGUAUUGCCAGGGACAUUUGGAAGCAAGCACGCAGUGCUGCAUCUGGCGACAAGGGCGCUCUAAUCGUCGUGUCUGCUUGCCGUUGUUUAAGGGCAUUAGUUAAACAUACAUCGUGUUUUGAGGAUUCGGGCGACUUUGAGAAUCUUAAGUCCACCAUCUUCAAGACCGUUGAUUCUAGUUCUUCACACGUAAGACAUGCCGCUGCUGAUUGCCUUGCUGAGGCCAUGGUUAAGAACCAUUCCGAGUCCGCACCUAGCGCCGGUCCCCUAUCGAAGAUCAAGAAGCCGAAGCCCAAAUCUCUCAAAAGAGCUUCCACCCAGCAAAGCGUUGUUCUCGAUGAGGACGAGGACGUUCCUUCGCGCCCUGGAAGCCCGGCACCUGGCAAAAAAGGCCAAGAUCUCAUAUUGUCGUUAAAUGACAUAUUUAAAACUCUAACAACUCAGUAUGUCCGACUAUCGACUACAAACAGGGCCAGGGCAGCUAUCGGCGUCUGCUACGGGAAGGUUUUGAAACGGUUAGGAGAGAAUUUUGUCGAAUCCAACUAUCUAAAAAUUACAGAGAAUUUGACUGUUGAUCUGCUGGGUCAUCAAAACAUAGUCAACAAUCGAUAUAGACUCCUUAUCUCACGCCGAAUUGUCGAUACCAUCCUCCAGGUCGUAAUAGGUCGCAAGAUUCUUGGUGAAUCGGGGCAAAUGACUGUAGCAAAGAUGCUCGUCAAUGACAUAUUUAAGAACUACCCUCAGGCGCUCAAGGAACGGCCCGAACCGACGAAACAUACCCUGAUCGCGGCCCUUGGUGCCGUCGCCUCGCUCAUCAGGUCCCUUGGAUCUGCUGCAAACAACUUCGCGGAAUCCUGCCGAGAUGGGCUCUUGCAGGUGCUUCAACAUCCCAGUUAUAGUGUCCAGGUGUCUGCUUCUUAUUGCAUGAAAACAUUUGUUUUGGCGUGCCCACAGCAACUCCUACCAUGCCUCUCCGUUUGCAUGAAUAGCCUUAGUAGGGAAUUAUCUCUUCUUGGGGGCGCGCGAACCUCACCGAGACGAUGCAUUGGUUUCGCUCAUGGGUUAGCCGCUGCUUUGAGUGCUAGCCCGGCUCGCCCACUAUACGGAUCCCUUGAUAUCAACAACCGAGUCUAUUCGAUGGCUACCAAUCUCCUUAAGUCCAGUGGCCAGUCUGAGCUUCGCGUCUCGAGUACCCAAGUUCAAGUUGCUUGGAUUCUUCUUGGGGGUCUUAUGUCUUUAGGGCCCAACUUCGUCAAAAUUCAUCUCUCACAGCUGCUCGUCCUCUGGAAGAAUGCCCUGCCAAAACCGCUAGCUAAGGAUAACUUCGCUCAUCGCAACAUCCUCGAGGUUUCCUACCUAACACACGUCAAGGAGUGCGCAUUAGGUUCUAUCCUCUCGUUCCUUCAGUCCAACAGUCGUUUGUUAACAGUUGACGUAUCGAAGCGGAUCGCUACAAUGCUCCAGAACACGAGCAUGUUUCUCAGGAUGCUCCCCUCGAAAAAAACCACCGACGAUAUUUCUCAAAGAUUGACGCCUGCAUUGCAAUUGCAGGAUCUCGAUAUGAUGGUCCAGCGACGAGUUCUGCAAUGCUACAUCACGCUGGUGAAUCAAAGCCCAGCCGGGGGCAGCGAGGCGCUCUUACAAUCCAAUCUUCUUACCUUGGCUAUAUCUCUGUUCGCCGAUCCGGAGAAUUAUGCGGCUAACUCGCUAAGCUCGUCCAUUGCCAAUGCUGCAGGUACUUUUGAGACCAUCUGGGACGUCGGUGAUAACUCUGGCUUCGGAGUAAAUGAUUUGGUGCGCGGCUUUGGGGUCAAGAGACUCCCCGGGGAAAAGGAAGACACGGCUGAUAGUCCGCGGAUGGACGAAACUGACCCGGACAAGAUGAUUGAUGACCUCCUACUAUCGCCGAUUUGCCCUUCGCUGGAGCAUGACGCCGCUGUGCUCUAUGUGGGCGAACCGGACCCGUCCUUGAAUCUCCCAGAUCCUCCGGCUACCGAAGUCGUGAACAUGGCAAUCCAGCUAUUUGCUUUCGUCUUCCCGCUCACUCCGGCCAAGGUCCAGGAGAGCGUUCUUGAACAAAUCGCCACAUUCAUCUCGGCUGGGUCUUUGCAGCGCGACCCUGGCCGUAAAGCGGCCAUCAACGUCAAUGUUGCCAGCGCUCUAUACCUUACAUUGAAGGUCGCAGUCAAGGAGACAUUGUCCUUGCCUGGAAAUGUCACCAACUUGGCGGUGGAGAAGCUUCUGCAGGAAAUGGCCAGGGGCUUCGUCGUUGAUCCGGAUCAGUACAUUCGCAGCUUGGGUUACGGCACCGUUGCCCGGCUCUGCAAUGCGUGCGGCAACGCGUUUACGAAUCACGAGAUUAAGUACCUAGUUGACACCAUCGUGAGCGACCGGGAGCCUAGUGCUCGUGCGGGAUGCGCUAUGGCUCUGGGAUCUAUCCAGGCGAAGGUGGGUGGUAUGGGCGCAGGGUAUCAUCUCAAGACUAUCACCAGUAUUUUGAUGUCAUUAUGUAACGAUCCGCAUCCAACGGUGCAUUUCUGGGCACUUGAAGCGUUGGCUGACGCUGCAGACGCCGCUGGCCUUGGUUUUUCGCCAUACGUCUCCGGCACGCUGGGUAUGGUAUCCCAACUUUAUCUUUCCGAUACUCACCACCCAGAAGUGUCUUCUGCUAUCUCCAUGAGUCUAGAGAUGGAACUAUCUACUACAGCUGCUAUCACACGUUGUAUUGACUCCCUGGUCAAUGUUGUAGGCCCGGAUUUACAAGACUCGACCAAAUCACGUGAAUUGAUUCUCACUCUUGUCGAUCAGCUGCAAGACGAGGAAGAUAUUCUCGUUCAGCGUGAAAGUCUAGGGUGCUUAGAGCACCUCUCCCUAUACGCUCCAGGACAUAUGGUAUUUGGUGAUUAUGUCAAGACGCUACAGAAGUACCUCAACUCCGAAACCCCUGGCCUUCGUGAUGUUGCGGUCGAUGGCCUUUAUAACCUGAUGAAAAGGGAUUCUCGUGAUGUACUAGAAGCAGCAAACCCGGGUUUCGAGGACCAACUAUGGCUCGUUCUAGACGUGUCGCCUAGCCAUGAUGGAAUCCGCAAUGUUGUUCGGAACUGGUUACGUCAGACCUCGUUAACAGAGACUGGAUCAUGGCUUCUCCGUUGCCAAAACGUGCUCAAGAUGACGCGGCAAAAACCCGUUGAAGACCCACGCAGUAUUAUCAGAAGGCCAACCGCCGCCAUCGACUUACAAGACGAGGAAGUUGCUGGAUUUGCCGCAGCCGCCGGCGCCGCUAAAGAUGACAAAGACGCGGUCUCAAGCUCAGAAAUGGAGCCCUUGCGCUGGCAGGUGAGGACAUUCGCAAUGAGUUGUCUCAACGACAUAUUCUUGUUGAUCGGGAAAGACGUUGCCACAAAUGGGGAGUCGCCCGCACAGUCUGCUCUCCAGGCUAGGAUUGCCGAUGUUAUCCGGAUGGCUUUUUCGGCAUCGACGUCCAGCGUAUUAGAGCUGAGAAUAUGGGGCUUGAAGAUUAUUGGUGCUGUUCUGAGGAUGUUUGGCAAAGCGCCAGACCCCGAUUUUGACGAAGCAAUGCUCCUGGAACAGUAUCAAGCACAGAUCAGCUCGGCCUUGACUCCUGCCUUCGCUGCUGAUUCUUCCCCUGAGCUUGCCGCGGAAGCCGUGAAUGUGUGCGCCGCAUUUAUCUCCACGGGCAUCGUAACUGACGUCGAUCGGAUGGGUCGCAUCUUAAAGACGCUUGUCACUGCCCUCGAGAACUUUUCGACGGAGACAGAGAAUGUUGGAAUUGGUGAUCUCAAGGGUUUAAGCUCCAACGCUCAAGUGAUGGUGAAGAUGUCAGUCUAUUCAGCAUGGGCCGACCUCCAGGUUGCCAGUUCAGAGCAGAGAUACCUGCUUGAAGUACUCAAACCACAUAUUGGCACGUUAACGCCGUUAUGGCUAGCUUCUUUGCGGGAAUUCGCUCGGUUGAGGUUUGAGCCAGAUAUCUCGAUGACUCUGGGGCCUCCAUCUAUGUCAGGAAGCCUGGAUACGAUCUACGCCGCACUCAACAGAGAAACGCUUUUAAAAUUCUACCAGGAUUCCUGGCUGAAACUCGUUGAUGCUAUCGCAAGCCUGAUUGAACAAGAUAGCGAAUUUGUAUUCGACGCUCUAGAUGGGAAAGAAGCUGACACGUCAGGGGUCAACGGCCCUUCCAAAAGUGCCGAUAUCAACUAUCGCGAUGAACCAGUCGCAUUUUUCUUCGUCCUCUUCGGGAUUGCUUUCGAGGCACUCGCGACGAGGUCGGGCCAAACCGACUCCUUAGCCACCCAAGAGCAGACGCUUGAAAUACUCCAGGCUCUUAAGAAGAUCUUGCACCCGAGUGUUUCAGGCCACGCUAUCUAUAGAGAGGCUAUUUUCUCCGAGACGAUGGAUUUGCUAGAUCGCCUCGUCCUAACGGAAGGUCUCGAUGUUCAAGGGGUUAUCGUCGAAAUAGCUCGCGCUCUUUGCGUCGCUCAUCCUUCGGCAAGGAAACAGGAGCAGCCCGAGGACGGCGACCUAAGUGAGGAUAUCGAGCAGUUAUUUGAGCUCACUAGGAUCAUCGUUCUUGUCCUCUCUGGUCUAUUGCCUAACCUCACCGAGGCGAAUCAACCGGUGCGCCACCUUUUGACUGAAGAGGCCGUUCUCCUCGUGAGAACUGGGUUAAAUGCCAUUGUGGACGCGGCCGAGGUAUUCCCAUCUAUCAUCAAAACGGACCUUCAUGCGUGUAUAAUUCAUAUAUUCGCCACGAUACUUGCGACGCCUUCCUGCCAAGAGGUUAUAGUUCCUCAGGCCCUGCCAACAUUCAAGAGGUUCACGGCAAGUAUGACUAACUCUCGCAGCUCAGCGGAGGGAAAGUCUGUGACCGACAUGCAGCUGCAGGGCUGCUUACGCCGGUACUUAUCCAUCUAUCUCAAUGCACAGAAACGUGAGACCCCUACUUCCUUGCAGUGCGUCAAAAAUUGUCUGCUCGCCAUUACGAUUCUCUUCACCGGAGGAAGUAAUCGACUUGCAGCUAGCGAUCGUCUCGUCGCGAAAUUUCUAGACGAAGUGGUCGACUGCCUGACAGAUCGCAUGACUGCAAAGAUCGCGGCGAACUGCGUUCGGUCUCUCUUACUUCAACCUUCUCCUACGCAUGCUGAUCAAUCUAUUGCCCGGUAUCUUCUACCCCGUCUUAUCUCCUUCGUUGUCGACACGGAACCUGAGGAUCCAGAGGACGCGCGCAAACUUGUAUCGCACACCUUGACGCAGUACGUCGCGACCCUGGGGAGUGGGCACACUCAGAUUGCUAUGUCUAUCAUAGUACCGGCAGUGUUGUCUCGCGCCUCUAGCGAAGGUGCUGAGGUGUAUCAUGAGACGAGCGCAAGAUUGCUGGAGCUGGCCUCAGCAGACCAAGCGGGCUUCAGAGGUGUAGUAGCAGCAAUGAGCGAUGGUCAAAAAGCCUUCAUGGAGGAAGUUAUUCGUUCUGGCCGGCAGACGCGUGGCCCAGCGAAGGGUUCCGAUAACCCAGGGCAGCCGAGCAUUGCGCUAAAGAUGGACUUUGGAGGUUGAGGGAUGAACUGCAUCAGGCAAGUCAGGAUUGCCGUACAUGUGGACAAAUAGUAUCAUAUCGAGUCAUGUCUAUCAUUACCUAAUCUACCUACCCAUAACCCAGUUUAUCUGUGAUGAGUUUCCGAGAGCCAGGUGCAGCACACCAUCUGCUAUGAAACCUC
Annulohypoxylon maeteangense is the source of this 6569-nucleotide messenger RNA. RefSeq names its product ARM repeat-containing protein. Gene Ontology annotation, biological process: retrograde transport, endosome to Golgi; intracellular protein localization; endocytosis. The record is from RefSeq and is a predicted model, not a curated record. The transcript is spliced from 2 exons. The coding region runs from base 217 to 6408 and encodes 2063 amino acids. Gene Ontology annotation, cellular component: endocytic vesicle; membrane; Golgi apparatus. Lineage: Eukaryota; Fungi; Ascomycota; Sordariomycetes; Xylariales; Hypoxylaceae.